Messenger RNA from Glycine soja, 1362 nucleotides. Its product is annotated as MADS-box protein CMB1-like. Bases 403 to 1137 code for a protein of 244 amino acids. Gene Ontology annotation, biological process: positive regulation of transcription by RNA polymerase II. Gene Ontology annotation, molecular function: protein dimerization activity; RNA polymerase II cis-regulatory region sequence-specific DNA binding; DNA-binding transcription factor activity, RNA polymerase II-specific. The record is from RefSeq and is a predicted model, not a curated record. Lineage: Eukaryota; Viridiplantae; Streptophyta; Magnoliopsida; Fabales; Fabaceae. Gene Ontology annotation, cellular component: nucleus. The transcript is spliced from 8 exons.
AAAAUUAAGCAAAUUGGAACUACCUAGUUACUGUGGCAUUAGAUGCGAGAUCUAGGAACUGCGUUGUAAUCAAUGCUGUGGUUACUUUCUAGUUCUACUUGUUGUGUUUGCUUUACAAAAGGGGUGAUAACAUAUUCUCAAUAUCUUCCAUUACGCAUCCAUCAUAGGCAUACCAUACCUACUAAAACUCCGCGACAGAUCAUAUCAUAUCAUAUCAUUUCAUGCGAUAAGCUAGCUUAUAUAUACACACACAAAUAAGAGGGCAGAAGGGAAAAAUUUGCUUGAAAAAAUUUCUAAUCUAUUCUAUUCUAUAUACAAUUAUGUCUUUUCCAUCUGGUAUUCUGAAAAGGCUAGUUUAAUUUAUUUGUGGAAAGAGAUAUAAAGCAAGCAAUUAAUAAAAACAUGGGUAGGGGAAAGGUGGAGCUGAAGAGGAUUGAGAACAAGAUAAACCGUCAAGUGACAUUUGCAAAGAGGAGGAAUGGUUUGCUCAAAAAGGCUUAUGAACUCUCUGUCCUCUGUGAUGCUGAGGUUGCCCUUAUUAUCUUCUCCAACCGUGGCAAGCUGUAUGAGUUCUGCAGCGGCCAUAGCAUGGCCAAGACACUUGAACGGUAUCACAGAUGCAGUUAUGGAGCCUUGGAAGUCCAGCACCAACCUGAAAUAGAGACACAGAGGCGCUACCAAGAGUACCUGAAGCUAAAAUCCAGAGUUGAGGCACUACAGCAAACACAAAGAAACCUCCUUGGGGAAGAAUUGGAGCACUUAGACGUUAAGGACCUUGAGCAGCUUGAACGUCAGCUGGACUCUUCCCUGAAGCAAAUCAGGUCAAACAAGACACAACAAAUGCUCGAUCAACUCGCUGAUUUGCAUAGAAAGGAAGAGAUGCUACUGGAGACUAACAAUAUCCUGAGGAACAAGUUGGAGGAAAUCAAUGUAGCCCUUCAACCAACAUGGGAAACUAGGGAGCAAAAUGCUCCAUACAAUUACCACCCUUCCCAAUCAGAGGGAUAUUAUGAGACAGCACAUUGCAACAGUACAUUGCGAAUUGGCUAUGAUUCUUCAGGGUUAAAUGAAGCAGGAGGAGCUGCAGGAACCUCAGCCCAAAAUGCUAGUGAAUUCAUGAAUGGAUGGAUGAACUAAAUUUAUUUCCAAUUUAGUUUAAUUUAUGAUUAUCAGAAAAAAAUGAUGCUUUUGUAGAGAUCUUGGCCUACAAGAACAGGCUGUAAUAAUAGGUGUCAUGCAGCAUAAAAUAUACUUAUGCUAUUCUUAAUAUUCCAAUAAGACAUGUUUUUCAUGUUUAUAACUAGAUGGAUUGGGUGAUUAUUAAAUGAAUGGAUUGAAUAGUCACUCCAAUUAGUAUUCUAA